Messenger RNA from Scylla paramamosain (green mud crab), 3849 nucleotides. RefSeq lists its product as uncharacterized. Gene Ontology annotation, biological process: proteolysis. The transcript has 11 exons. Lineage: Eukaryota; Metazoa; Arthropoda; Malacostraca; Decapoda; Portunidae. Gene Ontology annotation, molecular function: cysteine-type peptidase activity. The record is from RefSeq and is a predicted model, not a curated record. Gene Ontology annotation, cellular component: lysosome. The coding region runs from base 166 to 1626 and encodes 486 amino acids.
GUCCCUCCAUCUACUUGUAAUGAAUGGAGAGAGAAAAGCGUGAGUCACUGACGUUUGUGGGUGGCGUUACUGUGCGGCAAAUAAGAUACCCGACGAUGGUGGGAAGGGAGCCAGUCUGGGCGAGGACAGGGAAGGGUGAAGGUGGCAGCCCCGCAAGCCAGAAACAUGACCCAGUCCCCAGCCAAGAGAGGAAGUGGUGGGUGGCGGUGCGUGGGCGUGGUGACGUGGGCGGCGCUGGUGGGCUUGGUGGGCGUGGCGCUGAUGCCCCCACUCACGGCUGCCCAGUAUGGACCCGGCACCUACCCAGACAUCCAGGGGGACUACUGCAGGAAGAGGCUGGGACCAUCUGGCCGGUGCUGUCCUGGGCGUUAUGACGACUGUUCUGUGCCCAUCCGCGGUACCCUGUGCUAUUGUGACCAAUUCUGUAACCGCUCCGUCAACCCAGACUGCUGCCCCGACUACUGGGAGGUGUGUCUAGGGGGGCCGCCGCCGCUAACUCAUGCCUGUAACAAGGACGGCGUGAACAUCAUCAGCGGGACAUACAAGAUGUUCAACUGCAACAAGUGUACGUGUCACAACGGAAGGCUGGACUGUGAGGACGACGCCUGCCUGGUGGACGAGAAGGUGAUCAGUCAGGUGAACGCCGACCCGCGGCGCUACGGCUGGACUGCCACCAAAUACUCUGAGUUUUGGGGUAGAAAGGCCCAAGACGGCAUGGUGCUGAGGACUGGCACACUGAACCCCGAGGCGCUGUCGAUGCGGAUGUACCCGAUCCUGCUGCGACCAGACUUGAGGCGCAUCCCCAGGCAGUUCGACGCGCGGUACAAAAUGGAGUGGCGUGGAAAAAUCAGCCAGGUGCGAGACCAGGGUUGGUGCGGCGCCUCCUGGGCCUUCUCCACCCUGGGUGUCGCGCAAGACAGGCUGGCGGUGGAGUCCCAAGGCAACGAGAGCGUGACCUUGUCCCCCCAACACCUGCUCAGCUGUGAUCGUCGGGGACAGAGCGGCUGCAAGGGCGGGCACGUGGACCGGGCGUGGCAGUACCUCAGGAGGAUUGGUGUGGUGAAUGAAGGAUGCUUCCUCUACGAGAGCGGCACAUCGGGGAAGGUGCCAAAGUGCCGCAUACCACGAGGAGCCAACCUAAUGAACCUGCGCUGCGCCAACGACGAGGCUGUGUACAAGCGGCGCGAGAUGUACAGGAUGGAGCCCGCCUACCGCAUCUCGGGGAAGGAGGAGGACAUCCAGUGGGAGAUCAUGACCGGCGGCCCCGUACAAGCCAUGAUGAAGGUGUACAAGGACCUGUUCAUGUACGAGCGGGGCGUGUACGCCGCGUCAGGCCUCACGCGAGAGGAGCCCGUCAGCCACUCCGUCAGGCUUAUCGGCUGGGGGGAAGAGGACACCGGCUACGGCCAGCCUACCAAAUACUGGCUGGCGGCCAACUCGUGGGGGCAGGGGUGGGGCGAGAACGGCUUCUUCAAGAUCAGGCGCGGCUACAAUGAAUCAGACAUUGAAACCUUCGUCCUGGCGGUGCGUGCUCGCCUCAACGACUACGACAGGAGGCUGGGCGGGCGGCGGAGGGCGGGGCGACACACGCAUCGGCGCCACCACAGCUCCAAGCGUCACCACUAGAGGGCGUCGGGCCUUCCAGCUCCUCAACUCGUGCUCUAUUUAAGUUCCCUUCACUGUCUUGUACUCGGUCCGUGAAAAUCUCCCAUUUUUUCCUUUUUUUUUUCCGUUAUGCUGUCUGCCGUGUGCUGAAGAUGACCUCUUGUCGGGGAAAAGACAUGACAGCGUAUUUUUUCUUUAUUGUUACCAUUUUUUAUUGAUAUCUUUUUAUCUUUUUUGGUAUAAUUAUUAUUAUUAUUAUUAUUAUUAUUAUUAUUAUUAUUAUUAUUAUUAUUAUUAUUGUUAUUAUUAUUAUUAUUAUUAUUAUUAUUAUUAUUAUUAUUAUUAUUAUUAUUAUUAUUAUUAUUAUUAUUGUUAUUUUAUUGUUAUUAUUAUUAUUAUUAUUAUUAUUAUUAUUAUUAUUAUUAUUAUUAUUAUUAUUAUUUUGUUAUAUUUCGUUGUUGUUUGCAUUUCCACCCAUCAUCUGUCAGUGUUUUGUAGUCGCGCCUUGGCAUUUUCUCAUUGGUAGUUUGUCCUCCCAUCUUUCCCCGUGACGCCAUCUGACGUGUAGGCGUGUAGGAGGUGGCUUUAUGUAGAGGGGAAAAGACAUGAUAGCUGGUGUGAUUUUUCGUAUUAUUACCAGUGUUAUUGACAAUUUUAUUAUUAUUAUUAUUAUUAUUAUUAUUAUUAUUAUUAUUAUUAUUAUUAUUAUUAUUAUUUUGUUAUAUCUCAUUAUUACCAUUUAUUAUUCACCCAUUGCUUGUUGAAUCCAUCGUGAAGUCUUUGGAUUCGUAGCACCACCAAGCUGAGAGGAAAAUUUAACUUGUACCCGAGCUUAACCUCAGAGGGACGCCACAGGUGGACCUCAAGCCAAGAACCGCCACUGCAAGACCUGCUCACACGAGGCUGCUCCCUGUCCACCAGCGCCUCACUGCCCUCCUGGCGAGGCGGCGGGGCAGCGGUAGAGCCUCGGCGGUGUGGGCAGGAAGGGACGUCUCGUGGAGGGCUUUAGCGUGCGUCCAAGGCCCCUAUUCAGAAACGCCUUGUUUUCUCACCCCGACAUUUUUUCCAAGGCCACAGAGAUGAUUAGACAGAUUUUCAAGAAUGUUUCUCCUUAUAAUAAUAUAGAAAUCUUGUUAAUCUGUCACUAAAACCGUAAAAACACUCAUAAAAACGCCUUGCUCUCUCACUACGACUAUUUUUCGAAGACCAAAGAGAUGAUUAGCCAGAUUCUCAAGUGUUUUUCCUUAUAAUAACGUAGAAAUCUUGUAAACUAAAACCAUAUAAAUACCGUUGAAGAACCCGUGUGGCCUCAACCAGUGCCUUUUGAGAGUAGCGAAGGUGCGGCGCAGAAGUGGUUCAGAUUAUGACCCCAAGGCCCACUGGACGGUGCAUUGCGGCUGUUCAAGGUGGAGAGACUUGGGGAAUGCUGGUGAUGGUGAUGAUAGAAGUAAGAGAGGUAUCGGUUGAUGCGGCUGAGUGUGAGGAGGGAGGGAGGGCUGGGGAAAGGGUGAAAGGGUGGAUCUUCUGUCUGUACAUGGAAUUGGCAAGAAGGGAAAGGAAAAUAUAGCCAUAAUGCAGACAGAGGCUAGAGGGAGGGAGGAAGGGAGGGAAAAAGGGACAGAGUAAAGCAAGGCAUCAGAGGGAAAGUGGAUCAUUGUUCGUGGCCUUGAUCACCUCCACAAGUGGGAGCGUGAGACUGUAGAUAGAAAGUGAAUAAUAAUAAGUAAAUCAAGAAAUAUAUGAGAGAUUUUUGUUACACGUCGCGCCGUUCGUCAUGUACACGGUGGUUUUUCCCGAGGGAGUUCUGACUAAUGGCAACAGUUACAAGAAAGGAGCCAUGCUGUAAAUAAAUGUCUAUGUGGUAUUUUACUUGUGGGUCUUCUUAGGGACGCCUCGCUUGAGUAUGUGCAUUAGGUCCAGUGAGGCGCGAUCACUGUGAGAGGAAAUGCUGUGUUUGUGAUUGGUUGUCUGUUAUUUAGUGAGCUUAUGAUAUGCUUCCUGUAGGAUAAGUGAGCCAACACCACACUGCCACCUUCUAAAUGUUUAACUUUCAUAUUACUUUUUAGCGAACAGUAUUCAUAAUUAUAUAUUUUUUUCCUUAUAAAUACUCGUUAAGGGUCUUUCCACCAGCACACACACGUGGCUGGAUGUUUGUAGCUCCAGUAAUGAAAUUUGCAUACGGUCGAUGUAUAGUUACUGUUCAUAUUAAUGUGCUGAGUAACAUGAAUAAGACGUAAAAUAAUC